Monoraphidium neglectum is the source of this 759-nucleotide messenger RNA. RefSeq lists its product as hypothetical. NCBI's taxonomy places the organism in Eukaryota, Viridiplantae, Chlorophyta, Chlorophyceae, Sphaeropleales, Selenastraceae. The transcript has 3 exons. The record is from RefSeq and is a predicted model, not a curated record. Bases 1 to 759 code for a protein of 252 amino acids.
AUGACUUCCUCACCCUUGGAUGAUGAUGAUGGUCCCAUCUCUGCCGCUGCAGCGCCGUUGCCCGACCUGGAUGGCGGCGCGCUGAUGCAGUUCUUGUCAUCAACGCUCCAGGACCUGGAGGCAGCGCAGGGCGGCACUGACGACGAGGCCCGCGGCCUGCUGGCGCAGCUGGGCGCCGCGAUGCAACGCCAGUCGGCAGCGGCCGUGGGCGCCGUAGGACACCGGGGUGCGCUGCGCGACGCGCAGCCUCAAGGGCCCGCGGCAGCGAUGGCGGUGGCGGUGCCGCAGACGGACCUGGAAAUCGCAUACCACAUAGACAGUCUGGCGGAGCAGCUGGCGGCGGUUGAAACGCAGUUUGCUGGGUUGGAGGGCGGCGCACGAGAACUAUUGGCUGCCGGCACGGCCGUCUGGAUGGGCGGCGGCGGCAGCGGCGGCAGCGACGGCAGCGGCCUCAACAGCAGCAGCAGCGGCGGCAGCGGCGGCGGCUCCGGUGGCAGCGCCGGCGGCCCCAACAGCGGCAGCGGCGACGGCAGCGGCUUUGGCAGUGGCCUCGCCGGCAGCAGCGGCAGCGGCGAGGAUGCAGGCUCUGGCGUGGCGGCGGGCCUGGUGUUGCCUGCAGUCUCAGAGGGCGACGAGCUUCGUGCAGGCGGCGUUGCGGGCGCCAGCAGGCCGGGCCUGGACGCUGUUGCUGGGGAGGAUGUGGGUGAGGAGCGUGGUGGCACUAGCACCGACGGGCAGGCGGCAGCGGGGGAGGAGUAA